Messenger RNA from Psylliodes chrysocephalus, 1998 nucleotides. NCBI's taxonomy places the organism in Eukaryota, Metazoa, Arthropoda, Insecta, Coleoptera, Chrysomelidae. The record is from the annotation of a GenBank genome assembly.
AUGAAACACAAUAACAAUUCAGAACCAUUUUAUUUACAUCCACCUUUGAGUGAUCGCUCAUUGGAACCAGCACAUGCACCAGAAAAUGGCUUGUACAUCAAUCCCAUGAGCAAGCAUAGGCACAGUGCAUCAAGCAGUUCUGAGAGUAGCGUAAGCAGUACUAAUGGAGAAUCGUUUUAUCUUCACAAUCCUCAAGAAGUCAUAUACAACAGAGUUAAGGAUCUUUUUGAAAGCACAACGAGGGGACAAGGUUUGACAGUAAAAGUAGAUGUCCACUCAAGCAGUAGCGGCGCAGGAUCUGACGAAAAUCUGUCUUCAUCAGAUCUAUCAGAACGUUCUGGGGACCAUGAACACGACUACGAGGACAUUUACAUGAUAAGAGAAGAAAACAAAGCGUUGAAUAAAACUCGUUCAAAUUCUAGAGAUUCUGGAUCACACAGUAGAUCUGGCUCGGUUAGUUCUUCAAACUCUGGAAACGUUAUCGUACAUUUAACAACUGACAGUAACAAUAAUCAAAAUGAUAAAAGAGAAGCGAGUACUAAAACCGAGAUAAAGCAAAAAAUGGAGGAAAAGGAAAAUAAUGAAUCAGGCCUAUCUUCAGGAUCCUCGCCUUUAACCUCCGAAGACGAACCGGAAAAAACAAAAUUGGCCUCUCGCCACUCUCUUCCAGUCAAAACAACUACCACCAGCAUCACGAAUUCCAAGCUUCUGAAGAGGGUCACAUCAGUUCCGAUCGAAGGGUCGCCUCCACCACCGCCUCCUCCGCCACCACUCAAUGCCGUUAAUCAAGAUGUUGAUGAUGAACCACGAGGAGCGGAAAUAGUGGAAGUCGUCGAAGAACCUACUUUAAGGCCAUCCGAUAUUGUUAAGGGGAUGUGUAGAAGUAUGUCUGCUUUAUCCGCUAGACGUCUCAACUCUUCCUGUUCGGAUCUCACCAUCAUCAGUUUAGAAGGAGAAGAAGCAGACAAGCAUGGCCCUAACCUUGUAAACAAACAGCGAGUUCUUCCUUUCAUCCCCCCUUCGUUUCCCGGUGCUGCUAAUUCCAAUAAUCUAAUCAAACCCUCCGAGUAUUUGAGAAGCAUCAGUGAUAAGAGAUCUUCUAUCGGGUCCAUCAGGAGUUUUUCCGAAAGUGAGGAUACAGACAGCAAGUUUGAAGAAAAGAGAGAUUUUGGAGUGAACGGUCCACCUCCACCGCCUUUGCCUGAUAAUUUUACCCAGAAAGAGGAACAAAACACUGAGAUGGUGAAAAAACAAAACCAACCACUGUCGGCCAUCAGCAUCCAAGACCUCAAUUCAGUCCAAUUGAGAAGAACUGAAAAAGUUAUUGCCUCAAAAACUUUUUCCGCACCAACAAGGAGCAUGAGUCUUCAGUGUCUCCAAAGCGAACCAUUUUUGGCUCAAAAAACCGACUUGAUAGCAGAAUUGAAAAUGUCCAAAGAUAUUACCGGAAUUAAAAAGAUGAAAAUAGAAAGAGCUAAGUGCGAAGUUAGCAAAGAAAAAGAAAUAUUUACAGAGAUUACUAAGCAGUUUACUACCACGAAGUUUGUAGAAAAAGUUCCGGAGAAAGACAACACAGGAAAUAUAAUACCGGCUUGGAAACGACAGAUGCUUGCCAAAAAGGCUGCAGAAAAGGCCAGAAAAGAAUUAGAAGAACAACUGGUUAGAGAAGCUGAAGAAAAACGGCUGCAAGCUAUACCCCAAUGGAAAAGACAGCUGCUGCAAAAGAAAGAAGAAACGGAAAACAAAAUAAAGUCAACUUUAUAUACUCCAAAAGUGGUAGACGAACCGAAAAUAACGAAAAUCCAAGAUUGCGAUGCCACUUCGAAGAAAGAAAACACAAACGAAGAAACUAAUGAAGAAGAAAACUACAACGAUGAAAGCCUAAAACUUGAAAACGAAUUCAACGAUACCGAACAGUCAGACGAGGAACCACCGAACUUGAUACCUUGGAGGGCACAUUUGAGGAAAACAAACAGCAAGUUGAAUUUGUUAGAAUAA